Molecule: messenger RNA, 1131 nt
Organism: Cutaneotrichosporon cavernicola
Lineage: Eukaryota; Fungi; Basidiomycota; Tremellomycetes; Trichosporonales; Trichosporonaceae
Exons: 3
Coding region: 1-1131 (376 amino acids)
Cellular component (GO): nucleus
Molecular function (GO): RNA binding
Source: RefSeq, a predicted model, not a curated record
AUGUCCGAGCAGCCCCCCGCCGACCCGCCACGCGAGCGCAAGUCGCGAUGGGAUGCCCCCGCACCCGGCGGCGACGCCGUGCCCGCAAUCGCACCGCCAGCAGCACCUGCCGUGUCUGCUGACCAGGCGCAAGAUGCGGCGGCCAAGGCGGCUGAGAUUGCCGCCAAGAUCGCGGCGUCGUUACGCGCACCCGGAUCGACGGGUCAGGAGCUCGUCGCGCGCGCUAAGAAGCCCGAGGGCGAUUUUGUCAAGGACAUCGAGGUCAACGACCUCCGUAACCGUUACGUUUUGACCCGGGCGUCGACUCAGAAGCAGAUCGAGGACGAGACAGGUGCAUCCAUCGAGACCAAGGGCCUGUGGGUGCCCGACCGCACGCGGAUGCCGCCAGGAGAGAUGCCGCUGUACCUCCACAUUACGGCCAAGACUCAGAUCGUCCUCGAUGCGGCCGUCAAGGAGGUCAUGAAGCUCGUGGACCAGGAGCUUGGCCCGCUGAUUGAGGAGCGCACACUGAUUGCGCGUGCGCGUGCGCGCGGCGAGGUGCUCCCUCCCGGCGUUGGGCAACGGCCAAAGUGGCCGGAGGAGAAGCUCUUCAUCAGCCUCGAGCCAAUGCGUAACUUUAACGUGCGCGCCAAGGUUGUCGGCCCCGGCGGCAUGUUCGUCAAGCACAUACAGGCGGAGACCGGUGCACGUGUACAGAUCAAGGGGCGUGGGUCUGGGUUCGUCGAGAACGAGACGGGCCGUGAGGGCGACGAUGAGAUGCACAUCUCCAUCUCCGCGCAAACAGACGACCAGAUCCAACGUGCGAAGUCGCUCGCCGAGGACCUGCUCAUGAUCCUACGCAUCGAGUACGAAAAGGCCCGCAACGGCGGCGGACGCAACGAAUACAGCGAGCCGUACCCGCCCAUGGGGGUACAGGGUGCGGCCGCCCAGCAUGGAGGUUACGGGCAGCAGGGACAGGGCUAUGGUCAGGUGGCUGGCGGCGAGCCUGGCGCACCUGCUGGCUCGAGCGAGGAGCAGUGGCAGCAGUACCUUGCGUACUACGCCAACAUGGGUUACGACGUCAACGACCCGCAGUUCCAGCAAUGGAUGCGCGAGCAGCAGGCGCAGCAGGGUGGCGCACCUCCGUCCUAG